Molecule: messenger RNA, 730 nt
Organism: Cylicocyclus nassatus
Lineage: Eukaryota; Metazoa; Nematoda; Chromadorea; Rhabditida; Strongylidae
Source: the annotation of a GenBank genome assembly
GACUCGUCCAUGCCAUCGAUGAUUCCUAACGAUAAAAAUUACCUCCACUCAAUGGGUUCACCUUUUAUGUCCUUUUAUGACAUUCUUCUUAUGAACACACACUACGGAUGCCUUGAGAAGUGCAAGUCUGUUAGCUCCGCUGCCAAAUGCAAGAAUGGUGGCUACCCAAAUCCUCGAGAUUGCUCCAAAUGUAUCUGUCCACGUGGAUACGGUGGUGUUUCAUGCAACGAAAAACCGCAAGCAAAGUAUUGCGGUAGAACAGAAACGGUUCUGCUCCAAAAAAAAGACAUUCAAGCUAGUUAUGGGAUACGAUGACACAACAAAACAUGAUGACUUCAAGGAAUGCUACUACUGGAUCAAGAAUCCGGAAAAGAAGACAGUCAAAUUAACAAUCAAAAGCCUCAAAGUUGGGUCCGUUAAUGUUGCUUGCAAUUACGGAGGAAUUGAAAUCAAAUCACAAAAAAAUCAGCUAAUGAGUGGCUACAGAUUCUGUGACUCAAAUGAAAAUAAAGGAAAGGUUAUCUCCUCGUCCAGCAGCAUCAUUCCCGUCAUAGCCUACAUCUUUACAAAGCAACCGAAUUCGAGUUGGAGUAUCGCACAGGCAAGUAGUGGCUAUACCCACCCUGCAGAUCUCUUCCGGAUAGACGUACAGCGUGAGAGUAAACUACAAGGAUUUUCCUCGUGCUCUAAAACCCAAUCAGCUUCUGCAAUAAAUGUAUCAAGACAUUGA